AUGCCAUCCGAAGGAAGCACGAGGACUGGGAUACUGCCGGGUCGCACAAGCCUAGACAGGGGAAGUCGAGUGGCAGAAGUCGGGUUCGAACCGCGGACCUUCCGGUGCAAGACGCAUGUCGAAAAAACCAUUCAGUUUUACCAUGAGACAAGCACAUACAUGACAGUACUUCCAUAUAAUUCCACGCGCGUAGAAGCAUUCUGCAGUGAUCAUCAUCAUCGACAGCAUGACAUCAGUGUUCAACACCGAUGCUUCACUGCCGUACAACCACGACCUAUUUGA
This is a messenger RNA of Opisthorchis viverrini, 282 nucleotides long. RefSeq lists its product as hypothetical. The transcript has 2 exons. NCBI's taxonomy places the organism in Eukaryota, Metazoa, Platyhelminthes, Trematoda, Opisthorchiida, Opisthorchiidae. The record is from RefSeq and is a predicted model, not a curated record. The coding region runs from base 1 to 282 and encodes 93 amino acids.